GCCUGCGCCCGCCCAAGCAAGCCCCUCCAUCCCGCAGCAAACCAAGCCACCUGCAUACGCGUCUGCACUCCCAUCGAAUGUCGGUGUCGGCAGUGCGAGUCUCACUCCAGCCGGCGCAUGGCUACAUCCCACUUGUAGUCAUCGGCGCCGGCCUCGUCGGGACCUGGGCCGGCUUCCGCGUCGGCGUGGCGCGCAAGCAGUUCAACGUGCCGUACCCGCAGAUGUACGCCGAGAAGAGCGACAAGAACGCCAACGAGUUCAACUGCGUGCAGCGCGCGCACCAGAACGUCCUGGAGAACCUCCCGCUGUUCUACGCCAUGCUCGCCACCUCCUCGAUCUACCGCCCCAAAGUCGCCGCAGCAGCCGGAUUGGUCCGCAUUGCUGGGUUCGUCAUGUACGUCAAGGGCUACUCAACCGGUGACCCAGGGAAAAGGAGAAAGGGGAACUUCGGUUACCUCGGCACGCUAGUGAUGUUAGGACUCUCUUUGGAAGCUGCACUACGCCUGCUUGGUCACCUAUAGUGGCUGCUCGAUCAGGAUGAAGAGCAGCAACUGAGGACAAGUGAUGAUGAAUCAGACGACAACUAGUACAAGAGACGAAGAGCAAGAUGGAAGAGAAGAAGUGUGAAGUAUCACGAGAAAUGAAGGACCGGCGAGCACGCUCAUGAUGCCUCCGAUUCAAGGGGUAGUGUGAGGCGAACGUA
Molecule: messenger RNA, 703 nt
Organism: Phytophthora sojae
Lineage: Eukaryota; Oomycota; Peronosporomycetes; Peronosporales; Peronosporaceae
Exons: 3
Coding region: 78-521 (147 amino acids)
Cellular component (GO): endoplasmic reticulum; membrane; nuclear envelope
Molecular function (GO): glutathione transferase activity; glutathione peroxidase activity
Source: RefSeq, a predicted model, not a curated record